AUGCUACCAAUACUUGACGAUGUGGAACCACCUAGAGCUGUUCCCGUACCCGUCCAACACCUGAAGUCAGAAUACGUAAACGUGAACAACAACGAUACCCAGUACCUCCUCAAAGAGUUCGAAACCGUUUACGAUGUCGUCGAAUUUGCUCAUGGCACUCUAACACCUCCUCAAAGUCCGCCCAGCCAGCAGCCCAUGCUAACAACCUUGGAACCGCUUCUUCAAUACUCCGCAACCGUUCCUGGCGACGCGAAGCCCAUCUACGCGCAACCCGAAAAGCAAUUUCUAUCUGAUAACUAUGCCCUAACUGAACAAGUAGUCUACGCAUCGGUUAAUACACCUCAACCUGAUAUCGCUCAUGAACUGGCGGUUGUAGAUGAGUUAGUAAGAACCCGCGUAGAACACAUGCAAGGCAGCAGCAGCAGUAGUAGUAGCGGAUGCAGUAGUCCUAGAUCACCAAGCAGCAGCUUCGAAGAUUGCUCUUCUGAUGAUCCCGAAUGGGUUCCAGAACCCAUCGAGGACUACGGCGAUGGUAGCUCGCCCAAGCUAUCCAGAAAGCGAUCGCGACCUUAUUCAAAGCAUCCUCCGGAAGAGAAGAAGGUUCGUAAGAAGGAACAAAACAAGAAUGCAGCUACGAGGUACCGUAUGAAGAAGAAGGCCGAGAUAGAAACGAUACUUCUGGUUGAGAAAGAUCUGCUGGAUAAGAAUACAGAUUUGGGGAGCAAGAUUACUGAUUUGAAUCGCGAAAUUAACGUUCCGGAAGAAAGUGAAAAGUUCAGUUCUGGAUUGCAUGAAAAAGCCACUAAUUCCAAUUCUUCCAUUAGUAUUGGUAGUAGUUCUACAUCAACAUCAUUGGAGGUGCAAAAUGCUCAAAAUUUGACCAGGACUGGAUCAGGUGAAAUUGAUAUUGGGCAUUAUGUCAAUGAUAAGGUCAAUAUAUCAGAUUUUGACAAAUAUCAAAUCUUAAAAAAAGCUUUCGUUCCUGAAAAAAGUUACACUUUUCCUUACUCUGUCCAUUCUAAAAACAAAAAGGAUGUUAAGUGCUACUUGUCUCAAAAUCAUUUUUCUUCCUUUGCUUGGCUAACAUAUUCUAAAAGUUUAAAUGGUUUGUUUUGUAAGUGUUGUGUUCUAUUUGCCAAAUUUGGUGGUAUUCAUAAGGCCACGGGGCUUCAAAAACUUGUAUUUAGUCCAUUACAAAAAUAUUCAAAACUUUAUGGAAAAGACGGUGAUCUAACUCGUCAUAACGAUUGUUCCUAUCACAAAGAUGCUAUGCUUCUUUCUGACAAUUUUAAAAAUACUUAUGAAAACCGGGAUCGGGAGAUUGUAAAUAUUUUAAAUGUCAAGCGCAUCGAACAAAAUCGAAAAAAAAUUAAAGCUCUUCUAGGAACAAUACAUUUUUUAGGAAAACAAAAUAUUCCUUUAAGAGGUCAUUUAACUAAAUCUGAGUUAACCGAUUCGUCGGAUGUAAAUGAAGGAAAUCUCAAAAAAAUUUUAAGGUAUCGUAUACAAACAUCUGGUGAUGAUGUUAUUUUAAAAAAUCACUUCGAAUCGGCCUCCUCGCGAACCAAAUAUGUAAGUGUUUCUAUUCAAAAUGAACUCAUUAAAUGCUGUGGGGAAGAAAUAUUGUCGCUUAUAGUUGAAAAAGUCAAUAAAUCUAAAUACUUUAGUAUAAUGUUUGAUGAAACGACAGACAUCAGUAAUAUUUCUCAAAUGUCGAUUGUAAUAAGGUAUUUAGAUAACAGUCUUAACUUAAGGGAGGACUUUCUUGGGUUUGUUGACUGUCAUACAGAAAACUAUGAUGAAUGUACCAAAGAGCCAAAACUUUCAGGUGAAAUUCUCGGGAAUACUGUGAUAUCAUUCAUUGAAAAAUUGGGUUUACCUUUUGAAAAUUGUGUGGGCAUAGGUACUGACACUUGCAGUGUCAUGUUGUCGGAACAAAAGGGUGCUGUUUCACAAGUCCAAAAAUCGAUGAAAAAUGCGGUCAAGUGUCCGUGUUAUAAUCACUCCCUAAAUCUAUCAAUCUCAAAAGCAAGUACGGUACAAGAUAUUAGAAAUUGUGUUGGUAUAAUAAAGGAAAUAAUAAAUUUUUUUAAAGCUUCUCCUAAAAGAGCAAAAGUUCUCGAGUUAGUUAACAAUAAAGAAUUAAUAAGUUUAUGCGAAACUCGUUGGGCCGAGCGCCAUGAUACCGUAUUAAGAUUUCAAUCAUGCUUUGAGAAGAUAAUUGAAACUUGGGAAUUAAUUGCCCAGUGGAAUGAUAAAGACAGUUCAUCCAAAGUACGUUCGUUCGUAGAUUCUCUUUUAACAACACAAUUUAUGAUAUCUUUACACUGCUUGUCUUAUUUUCUAAGUUUAACGAAUAGCCUAAGCAAACUCUUACAAACCAAAUCACUUGACAAAAAUAAAGCACAAACCUUAGUUAACGAUAUUCUUUCUUUACUAAAUGAAAAAAGAAAAAACGUUGAUUCUUGUUUUUCCGGGAUAUUUAAAGACGUAAAAAAUCUUCACAAAAAAAUGAACUUAAAUUUGAUGAUGCCUCGAAUUACCCUAAGGCAAAAACAUCGAGUUAAUACUCCAGGAGAUUCUAUUGAAGAAUACUUCAGAAGAAGUAUUUUUAUUCCUCUUUUAGACAACGUGAUUGAAGAUCUUACAUUUCGAUUUCAUAAUGAAUUGUACAAAAUUCUUAAUAUAAAUAGUUUAAUUCCAUCAAAUAUCAAAUUGGAUAUGAAUAUGGAUUGUUCUUUAAUAAAAGAAAACGUAGCAGAAUAUUUAUCAAAUUUCACGAACGAAAGCAAAGAUUUUUUAUUGUCUCUCUUAAAUGCCGAGUUUGAACUUUGGUUUAAAAAAUGGGUAACUGUCACUGAUGAAAAUCUUCCUAGUUCGGCCAUAUCUGCUUUACAGCUUUGCGAUAAGGAUACUUAUCAAAAUGUGUACUUGGCUGUGUAUUUAAUCUCUACCAUGCCUGUGAAUGUAGCAAGCUCCGAAAGAAGUUUUUCAACUCUUAAAAGGUUGAAAACGUGGCUUAGGUCAACCAUGGGCCAAGAAAGGUUAGUGGCCUUAGCACUGCUACAUAUAGAUUUAAACAUAGAUGCUGUUCUAGAUAGAUUUGCCAAAAUUAAAAAGAGGCAUAUAGAUUUGAUUUUAUAA
Psylliodes chrysocephalus is the source of this 3144-nucleotide messenger RNA. Lineage: Eukaryota; Metazoa; Arthropoda; Insecta; Coleoptera; Chrysomelidae. The record is from the annotation of a GenBank genome assembly.